Molecule: messenger RNA, 735 nt
Organism: Babesia microti strain RI
Lineage: Eukaryota; Apicomplexa; Aconoidasida; Piroplasmida; Babesiidae
Product: ATP-dependent Clp protease, protease subunit
Exons: 2
Coding region: 1-735 (244 amino acids)
Biological process (GO): protein quality control for misfolded or incompletely synthesized proteins
Cellular component (GO): endopeptidase Clp complex
Molecular function (GO): ATP-dependent peptidase activity; ATPase binding; serine-type endopeptidase activity
Source: RefSeq, a predicted model, not a curated record
AUGCAAAGAAGGGAAAGUCUAAUUUUCAACACCAUAAUUGCUGUAUUCUUAACAUUUUUAGCUUUCCCACAAAUUACAUUUUGCUUUAGAAUCUCUUCUACCUUCCAAUCUUACCCGCAUAGUUACGGUGACAAGUUUAAUUUGUUUAGCAAACUUACUGCCAAGGACAGUGUAGAGCUGUCCCAUUUAAACUCGCGCAAAGUGUUCCUUACGGGACAAGUUGAUGAUGAGUUAGCACACAAGAUCACCACGCAAUUGAUACAUUUACACAAUUUGAAUUCGAGUGAACCAAUUAAGUUAUACAUUAAUUCUCCGGGCGGAUCAGUCACAGCUGGAUUGGCCAUCUACGAUAUAAUUAGGGAAAUAGGAUUGGUUGAAACACUUUGCCUGGGUCAGGCAGCUAGCAUGGGCGCAUUUUUACUAGCAGCUGGAGUCAAAGGCAGAAGGAGCGCGUACCCUAGUGCUCGUAUUAUGAUACACCAACCAAUAGGCGGAGCUCACGGUCAAGCUACGGACAUAGAAAUUCAAGCAAACGAGAUUCUUAACACUAGACAAUUUUUGAGCAGGCAUCUAUCAUAUCUAACCGGUAAAUCACUCGCAGAGAUUGAAUCGGAUUGCGAUCGGGAUUAUUUUAUGAACCCUACAGAAGCUUUAAAGUACGGCAUCAUUGAUAAAAUAAUCAGCACCGAUACCAGUAGCAUUUUAAUUGAUUCAAAUAAUUACUUGAUGCCAUGA